Messenger RNA from Pomacea canaliculata, 2538 nucleotides. RefSeq names its product RING finger protein 24-like. The transcript is spliced from 6 exons. The record is from RefSeq and is a predicted model, not a curated record. The coding region runs from base 268 to 660 and encodes 130 amino acids. NCBI's taxonomy places the organism in Eukaryota, Metazoa, Mollusca, Gastropoda, Architaenioglossa, Ampullariidae.
UGUCGCUACAUUGUUUACAUCGCUGACAUAGCUGGCGAGUCUCAUGACUCUUUUGAUUGACGACUUGCCAUUUACAUAAAAAUAAUCUACAUCAUUACGUGCAAUAAUAUUAACAGCUUUUCAUUUUCGGAGAGGUUGUACCAGCGAUUUUUGUUCCUUUUAAAUUCCAAUGGUGUAACUGUCUCAUCAUUUUGCCAUGUUCACUGACAGACCGCAGUGUUUGCUGCUGCUGCCAAGAUGUUUCUAGAUGCACAGCAGAGAUAAGCCAUGUCGGACACACAGACCUCAACUCUGCCAUUCAACACAUCGCUUCCACUGUUGGGAGUUGGCAUGCUGACUUUGCUUCUUAGCUUUUGUUUCUGCUGUUACCUUUGGCGGCUUAAACGACAGUCUGCAGAAGAGCGUGGUUACAGCCAGUUGAAGUAUUCACCUCAGAGCAAAAAGCUGAAAAAUGAUGUGUGUCCUGUAUGCCUAGACGAGUUUCAUGAUGAGGAGAAGAUUGCUUUGUGCCCUUGUCGCCAUGGCUUCCAUACAAAAUGUUUACAACAGUGGCUUGAUCAGCACAACACCUGUCCAAUGUGCAAGACAAAGGUUAUGUCCCUUCCUGGUGAAAGGACUGGCCUUAUGUAUGCAGCAGCAAACUCCACCAGUGCUGUCUGAGAUGUAGGUCAUGGGUGCUGUUCUUUCCACGUCCCUGACAAAGCCAUGGUAGUUGGGGGGCGAUUCAUCUGCUACAACUGUUGAUGCCUUGCACACGUAUCUCACUCCAGUGUGUUUAUGGAUUCACAUAGUCAAGACAUAAAAGCAAACAGUGUGGGUUAUCUUCUGUGCAAUCUUCAGUUCUCCCUCUUUCGGGCAUUUUUCUCAAAAGAAAAGUGGAUUUCUGUAUGACGUACAAUUAAUAAUAGGAUAUGUGAAUGUGCUAAGCUUUUAGAACGCCUUAACACAAAGUACAUAUGGCCGUCUACUUCCUUGCAUAGCAAUAUAGCAAAAUUGCAUCCUCCUAUCAUAUGCAUUCCACCAACUUACCUUUUGAUAUUGAGAUAAUAAACCUAAUUAGUCACACAAGCUUACAGUUACAACUGAAAUAAACAGUUUUGGGACAUGACUUUGCAGCCCUGGCAUCGGUGCAAUGCUUACCUGAACAAGCAUAGUAGUUUCAGAAAUGCAUUAUUGAAAUCUUGUAUCCUUUCUGCAGAUAAACUCCUUGCACAUCACAUUGCCACCAACCAGCAUAUACAAGAUAUGGAAAGAAUAGCAACUUCAUGCAGGUAGAUGCCAGUCCGACAUAUACAGUACCCCUAUUAUUUGUAUCAUUAGGAAAAUCUUUCGUAUUGCGUUUAAAGUUUUGUAUUUAGGGCUGUUAAUUAUCUGCAAAAAACAUGAACCUGAUGACUGUGCUUGAAGUAUUAAGAGUAUAGUUUAUGUAAUUGCUUUAAAUUCAUCUUACAGCAGUAUUUAUUGGCCAAGAUGGUAUGGUGUUUGCAUUUAAAUGUGAAAGUAAGAGCAUGCAGGGUUGUUUUUUUUUUAAUAUGCUUUCAAGAGGCCAGACCUUUGUGAUUUUCAGAUGCUAUUCAGACUGAAAUGCCAUCCUGCAGAGUAUAAUGCAGGUGGUGAUUAUUUCAGCGGAUAUUUUACCACUUUUGUUUUGAAGUGUCAGGGAGACCUGCAUUUACUCUCAACUGUUGUCUUCCUAUCCAACAAGUGAUUCAUAAAUGCAUGACAGUUCCUUGAAAGCCACCAUUUUCUUCCCUUGCCAAAAGUUAGGUCACAAACAAUGCUUUUAUAUUGUUCAUUUUAUGUUUGUGGUAAACUGGGUCUUUUCGGCCUUUAAUUUAAAUAUCGUAGUGCAAUUUGAUUUUGUUACAGUAAUAUUUUUAAAGAGAGAAGGGGUGUAAGGUGGUGGUUUCCAAGACUUGCUUAAUCUAUAACAGAAGAUCUUUGAACUAAUUGUUGUGUUUUGUUUUUUUUAAAAACAAGAAAUGCAGGUGUAUAUCAUGAAGGUAAGUAGCAGUAUGUGCAAUUACGGUUUGUUGGAAGUGACCUGAUGGUGGAAUGUACUGGUUGCCGUCAUAUCAGUUUAUCUGCAAAAUAUCAUGUACAGUUUUGUUUGAUACACCAAGGAAAAAAUAUGUUCUACAUGUCUGUAAGUCUGUGUGUGCAUGGAUGUAUGCUUAUGCGCUUGCUAAGGUAUGAGGUGCAUGAACUUUUACUAAGGAAAUUAUGAAAAUAACAGCAUUUUAUAAUACUGAUAAGAUAAACAGCUUGUAUUGUAAUUGCCUUACAAUCUUCUCAAUAAACCAGAAAAAAGCAGGAUUGUCAAUUGAAUAAAUUCUUUAGCAGACUAAGUAUGCUUGUGCUAUUGGCCAUUUUAAAAAGAACCUUAAAGAGAAUGGAUUCUGUGCACUAUUCUACUACCCUAACACUUCAGGUUAAUUUUUUUCAGUUGCAAACUACAACUUUUAUAUAAUUUUGCCCAUAACUGGUAUUUUGGCGAAAUGCUCUGUUGACAAGAAAGUAAACAGGUUUUCAAUUGUU